Molecule: messenger RNA, 3590 nt
Organism: Myripristis murdjan (pinecone soldierfish)
Lineage: Eukaryota; Metazoa; Chordata; Actinopteri; Holocentriformes; Holocentridae
Gene: dpy19l1l
Product: dpy-19-like 1, like (H. sapiens)
Exons: 22
Coding region: 141-2357 (738 amino acids)
Cellular component (GO): nuclear inner membrane
Molecular function (GO): mannosyltransferase activity
Source: RefSeq, a predicted model, not a curated record
GAGCAGCGGAGGCUCCACUCAGGUAGUACAGAGGCAGAUCCGACCGCUUGAUACGAGCAACGGAGGGGCUGGUUAGCUCGCCCUCCUCGGCUUUUGAACCGGGUCUCCGCCUGCCAAAACGUCGGACUGCCGGAGAAAACAUGGUGGCUAAAUCCAGAAAACAGUCCGGGAAGACACCGGCACCCCCGACUGAUCGAGACAAGCUCCUGUUUGUUUCGCCCCCUGGUAAAAGUAAUGCUAGACGAACAGGCAGGGAUGGGAAAGGUUUCAAUGGCUUUCUCCCAAAUGGGCUUUCGGGCAUCAGGAGCAAGCUUGGGCUCACUCCCUCUGCAUUCGUGAAACUGGGAAUUACUCUUCUCCUCGCUGCUCUGACUGGGUAUCUCCACUGGUAUCAUCUCACACUUCUCUUUGAGAAUGACAGACACUUUUCUCACUUGUCUAACUUGGAGAAAGAAAUGGCUUUUCGGACCGAAAUGGGUCUGUACUACUCCUACUACAAGACCAUCAUUGAGGCUCCUUCCUUCCUGAAUGGCCUCUACAUGGUCAUGAACGAUCGGCUGACAGAGUACCCGCUGGUUAUUAACACGCUGAAGAGAUUCAAUCUCUACCCAGAGGUGGUCCUGGCCAGUUGGUACCGGACGUACACAGCUACAAUGGACUACUUUGAGAUUCCCACCAAGAUGUGCUGGUCCAUCAACAGAGGAGAGGGGCUCGCCCCUGUGGAUAGCUGUGAAGGUUUGGGUGACCCGGCAUAUUUCUACGUGACUUUUGUGUUCCUGCUGAAUGGCCUGAUGAUGAGCCUGUUCUUCGCUUACGGCACGUACCUCAGCGGCAGUCGGCUGGGCGGCUUGGUUACAACUCUGUGUUUUUUCUUCAAUCACGGUGAGAGCACUCGUGUGAUGUGGACCCCGCCCCUGAGGGAGAGCUUUGCCUACCCCUUCCUCGUCCUGCAGAUGCUGCUACUCACUUACAUCCUACGGACACGGAGCCCGAGCAGGAUGGCCAUGGUUGCCCUGGGCAUCUCCAAUUUGUGCUUUAUGCUGCCUUGGCAGUUCGCCCAGUUUGUGCUGCUCACUCAGGUGGCGUCUCUGUUUGCCUCGUACAUCCUGGGGUACCUCGGCGCUGCCAAGAUGCAGUCCAUCCUUGUCACUCACAUGAUCACACUCGGCGUCUGCUUCAUCCUGAUGUUUGGAAACUCCAUGCUGCUCACUUCUUUCUACGCUUCCUCCCUGGUCUCCAUCUGGGCGAUCAUCGCGCUCAGGGAUCGAUUUGCUGAAGUCUUCAAACCCGGCAUCAUUACAUGGGCCAUGCAGGGUCUGGCUUGGGUUGCCUCCACAGUUCUUCUCAAAUUCUUGUUGUCCACCGUCCUCGGUGCUUCUGAUGACGCUCACAUCAGUGGCCUGAUCAAGUCUAAGUUCACCAGCUACAAGGAUUUCCACACCCUGAUGUACACAUGUGCUGCUGAAUUUGACUUUAUGGAGUUUGAGACACCAGUGCGUUAUCUUAAAACACUGCUGCUCCCCAUCAACGUGCUGGUGGUUGUUCUCAUCGCUGGACGGACUGUUCAGGAUAUAGUUCGGUUCCUGAGAGACGGAGGAAAGGCAUCUGUCAAGGCUGAGGACGAUGAUGAAGCUGAAGGGCCUGAAAUGGCAGCGAAAGGAGAGCUGGUGUACCACAGUCUCCAGCUGGUGGCGUUCGCUGUCCUGGCCAUCCUCAUCAUGCGCCUGAAGCUCUUCCUCACGCCCCACAUGUGCAUCAUGGCCUCCCUGAUCUGCUCCAGACAGCUGUUUGGCUGGAUAGGAGAGAAGUUUAAGCUCCAGAUGUGGGUGUUUGCCAUCAUGGCCAUCAUGGCUGUACAGGGCGUAGCCAACCUGCAGGCCCAGUGGGGGAUCAUGGGAGAGUUCAGCAACGUGCCCCAGGAGGAGCUGCUGGGCUGGAUCCAGGACAACACCCAUCCCAACGCGGUGUUUGCUGGAGCGAUGCCCACCAUGGCCAGUGUGAAGCUGUCCACAGGCCGAGCCAUUGUCAACCACCCACACUAUGAAGACGCAGGUCUGAGGGAGAGAACCAAGCUGGUGUACUCCAUGUACAGCCGCAUGUCUGGAGAAACGGUGAAGAGGAACCUGAUGAAGCUGGGAGUGGACUUCUUCGUCCUGGAGGACUCGUGGUGCACCAGGCGAACCAGGCCGGGAUGCAGCAUGCCAGAGAUCUGGGAUGUGGAGGACCCCCAAAACGCCGGCAAAGCCCCUCUCUGCUCCCACAUGUCCAGGAACUCUCGGCCCCACUUCACCACAGUUUUUUCCAACAACGUUUACAAAGUCCUCAAAGUCCCCAAAGUUGCCAAAGAUCUCAGAUAACAGCCGGGGUCAGACUGGUUUAGCAGCACCCUCUAGCUGUUUCUGUUAUUUGUGUUUUUUUUUUUUUUUUUUUUUUUUUUUUUUUUUUAAGGAUUACUUUGUUUUUUUGGUCAAUCUCUCUGUUGGAGAAGCUACUGCCAUUGCUGCUUUUUACUCCCCAAAACUCCAAGCCACUACAGCUCCCCAUUUUUGCGGUGCUCUGAUUCACUGAGCAGUGGGCUAAUAAUCAAUCAGAAGCUCAAUAGUUUCUCAUGAAUCUCCAACGUAGGACUCAUGGCACCCUCAAGGUUCAUGGUUGUGUUUUUGACUUUAGAAAACCCCCAAAUCCCCCCCGGUUUGCCAGUGAUGUUGUUCCACGUUCAUGUUCUGAUUCCUGAGUGGCACUGAAGUCCGUACGGCGGCGGCGUCCUGCAUUCAGUUCCUUGCCUCGGUUCUGUCACAUGGAAUCCUUAUUUUUAGGAAAUGUUUGGUUUUGAUAACGCAGCUGUCAUGAUAAAGUUCACAUAUCAGUAUGUUUUUUUUUUUGUUUGUUUGUUUGCUUUUUUUUUUUUGUUACUUUGGAGAAUUAAUUUUCUUUGGCUUUUGCUUUAGGAGUCACUUCUGUCUGUCAGGACCAAUCGAAGAUGUCCACGUACUGUGAAGCAAUACCCUUUGCAAACUUGACAGCUGCUGUAUUCAUUCUGUUGUUAUGCACAGUGUUGAUCUUAAAACGAUUUUGAAUAGUACUAUGUAUUUUUUUUUUAAAUAAUUUAUUUGUAUUAGCAUUUUUAUGCAAACUUGUAUUGAAUGGUAUCAGAUUUUUAUUUCCGCAGAAAACAGUGUUUCAAAGUCUUUUGGAUUUCAAAGGCAAGUUACGUUUUGAACCUUUUCAAAACCUUUCAAUACAUAUCAUUUAGCGUUGCGGUCCAGUUGAAAUUCCUUCAACUAAAAAUUUGAGUUUUAAUGGAAAUUCAUAUAAUAACAGGGCUGUCAUUCUUAAUUUAAGUAUAAAAAAGAGCUGCUUUGGUGACAAAGGAUUGACUGUUUUUUGAGUUUUAGAUUAAUUCACUUUCCUGUUAAAGGUGAAUUGUCCCCGAGCUGCCCUGUUACAGUUGCCCAUUAUCAGCAGUUUUGUGGGAACCCAAACAAUCUGUUUCAAGUCUACCAAUGUUUGGCCUUUAAAUGCUCUCUUUGGUCUUUAAGUUAUUAUUUAUUGCCAAAGCAAGUCUAUAAAUAAAGCUGCGCUUUUCAGGG